GCGCGGGAUUCACUCAACCUGUGGUGUGUGUGUGUGUGUUGUGUACUGCACUGACUGCUUCUUAUCUUCUGUCACUUCUCAGAUUUAGAUACUUUUGGGGCAGAAAUUGAACAGGUGUCAUGUUGAGCCCAAAGCUGCUGACCCUGGUGCUCGUGGUCCGGCCCGGCAGAGUGCUGCUCGGCAUGAAGAAGAGGGGGUUCGGGGCGGGGAAGUGGAACGGGUUCGGGGGGAAAGUUCAACCUGGAGAAACCAUUGAAGAUGCUGCGAGAAGAGAGCUGCAAGAAGAAAGUGGACUGACGGUGGAUGAUCUGAAGAAGGUGGGAAACAUCAAAUUUGAAUUUGUUGGAGAAACCCAGCUCCUGGACGUCCAUGUUUUCAGAGCCGAUGAGUAUAAUGGAGAACCAACAGAGUCAGAGGAAAUGAGGCCUCAGUGGUUUGAAAGUGACAAAAUCCCCUUUGGUGAGAUGUGGGCUGACGAUAUCAUGUGGUUCCCCCUGCUGCUGCAGAACAAGAAGUUUGCGGGAUACUUCAAGUUUCAGGGCCACGAUGUGAUCCUCAGCCACACGCUGGAAGAAGUGGAGGAACUUUGAAACAACAACGGAGGAGCUGAGUGCCUGUGGACAUUUAUGAGCGAGACCAAAAAAAAAAAAAA
Molecule: messenger RNA, 652 nt
Organism: Labrus bergylta (ballan wrasse)
Lineage: Eukaryota; Metazoa; Chordata; Actinopteri; Labriformes; Labridae
Source: RefSeq, a predicted model, not a curated record